This is a messenger RNA of Annulohypoxylon maeteangense, 1088 nucleotides long. RefSeq lists its product as uncharacterized. NCBI's taxonomy places the organism in Eukaryota, Fungi, Ascomycota, Sordariomycetes, Xylariales, Hypoxylaceae. The coding region runs from base 92 to 973 and encodes 293 amino acids. The record is from RefSeq and is a predicted model, not a curated record. The transcript has a single exon.
UCCCACCUUCAGACCUUUUGCUUCAACAACACCAACGUUCAAAAUCACCACUAUCAAACCGGUAGCUAACAACUUCGUUUAUCGGGCUAAGAUGGAUCCUUCACGUAGUUUUCAUCAAUUCAAUGACCUCCCUAAAGAACUCCGCAACUCGAUCUGGGAAUAUCACUUUCAGAGUCAUCGUCUUCACGUGGUUCAUCCCGGACCCCAGAGUGAGAACAUAAAUUCGAUGAAGGAAGUCUUAUCAUAUUCCUGCACCAUCUUAGAUCCCGCAACCAAUAUUAUCAUUAAGGAUGCACGCCCUCCUUCCCCAGCCAUUAACCGCGAGGCCCUUGAAGUAUUUCAAUGGUGUAAGCGCAAAUGGACCCCUAUUACCUUCACCAAGGAUCUCCCCGAGUCCGUGACGUCGGGUCGGGGUCGACUGCCUCCCCAAUUCGCUCAGUUGGCCUCCACUAAGAUCAACCUCCCAAAAGUAAACGACCGCCCUAUCUAUGUCGACUGGAGCCGUGACCUGCUCUACAUUUGCGCUGCGCACUCCGAGCAGGCUUUCUGGUCUCUACGUUCGACUCCAUGGCGUGGUGACGUUCGGAGUUUAGCGCUGCUUGUACCCCACACCGGGUUUGCCGGCGCCAUCCCGUUUGGAGCAUCGGCCCCUAUCCGCGAGGUUCUUGAAUGUAUGUCGGGACUCGAGGAGCUAUUUAUCGUGUUUAUCCCUCACGAAGGCACGAAGCACUCUCCCACUACUAGCGAGAAUAUCGCCAAACUUAAGAGGGACAUGCACGGUUUCGUCCCCUACGUCAGCUAUCUCAAGGAAGCUGGUCUCGCGACAAGCCUUAUGCUCUAUAACCGCGCCGCAAUGUCAAUUAACAAGGCUAUGUCUGACGCACCGAAGAAAAUCAAGAUCGAGAAGGUUGUCGAUGUCGAUUAUCUCACUACCCCUUUCGGCCACUAUAAACGGAAUGUCCGUGUGCCCUAGGCGACAGCUACUUCGACUUAGCGCUCAUAUAGCAAAGUCGGUUUAUUCAGAGUUCUCGCCUUUUAGGCUUAUAUAGGGAAAUCUAGUUUCAAAUUCAGAAUUAUUGACCUAUGAA